ACCUCCAGUUAUAACCGACAUGAUUGAAUUUAAUCUAUUCAAACAUUACGCUACCAAGACCAUUGCACAGUAACACAGCAAGGUGUAUUUAAAGCCUUGCAGUAUCCCAAGAGCAAAGCGGACAUAUGUUAAAUAAAUCUGCCUGAGAUGGAUUGUCGAAUUUUUGUUGUUCUUGCUGUGUGCGCCACUACGCUGACACUUGGCUGUGUAGAAAACGUGUGUCCCCAGAACAAAAACUCAUGCACUGACCUAACUGUUCUCAAAACUGCCGACGUUAGCGAAUACGCUCCCUAUUUUAAUCAGAGCUCCAUCUUAUGUGACCAAUCGGUGUGGUUAAAAGUUGACCCAUGUUGCCCAAGGUCCAGGUACUACGACUGUGGUCAAGCGAGGCUGUCCUGCCUGCCCCUAUUCUGGUACAGAAACUACGUCUGCCAAGCGGUCAAGCCCACCAAAUUAACCUACGUCAAGUGCACAUGUGACUCCUGUAUCCCCAACUGCACCAACAACGGAUGGUGCUACCACAGCGCAGGCAAGUGUACCCAGGCAUGUGGGGUCAGCACCACCGUGUAUUUCAACUGCCUGGUCUUUGGGAACGGCCGGCCUUAUUUUAUCUCUAUCUCGGAACGUUUUUGUCUCCCGACCAGAUGUUUCUGUAAGGUGUAGAACCAGAUUGGUCAAUGUCUAAUUAAUGACGUCAUUACACUCGGCACAGAAAGAUCUUUUCAACUCUCUUGAAUAAAAAUUUCGUUUCGUUUAAAA
This is a messenger RNA of Physella acuta, 759 nucleotides long. RefSeq lists its product as uncharacterized. The record is from RefSeq and is a predicted model, not a curated record. NCBI's taxonomy places the organism in Eukaryota, Metazoa, Mollusca, Gastropoda, Physidae.